Messenger RNA from Olea europaea var. sylvestris, 840 nucleotides. RefSeq lists its product as uncharacterized. Gene Ontology annotation, cellular component: endoplasmic reticulum; endoplasmic reticulum membrane. The coding region runs from base 103 to 564 and encodes 153 amino acids. Gene Ontology annotation, biological process: intracellular protein transport; endoplasmic reticulum to Golgi vesicle-mediated transport. NCBI's taxonomy places the organism in Eukaryota, Viridiplantae, Streptophyta, Magnoliopsida, Lamiales, Oleaceae. The record is from RefSeq and is a predicted model, not a curated record. The transcript has 2 exons.
CGUUUUUUCUAUUAGUCCACUACGUCUCCUGGAUUCUCCCCAAUUUACAGCCCUAAAUUUCAACUGUUUCAAACAUAAUUGAAAAGUUUUCGCAGGAAAAAAAUGUAUCAGCCUCUGUUUUGUAUGGUAUUCGCCGAAAUGUUUGUGAUUCUGCUGCUUCUGUUCAGAACGCCUCUGCGGAAGCCACUUCUCCUUUUGAUGGACAGGGCGAAGCGCGGCCGAGGCCCGGUGGUGGUCUCUACCGCCGGAGGGACUCUCUUUGUGAUUCUGGUGUCCAUUUUGUAUAGUAUAAUCGACACUCAGAAGCGAUCAACGGAUGGGACCCCGCUUAAUCCCACGGAUCAACUUAUCCUCGCCUACCAUCUUCUUGAAGCAUCACUUUUAGGUGUUUCCCUAUUUCUGGGAUUGAUGAUUGACAGGCUUCAUUAUUACAUAAAAGAACUCCGUUUACUUAGGAAGCAUGUAGAGGCAGUAAAGAAGUUCGAUCAGAGGAACGAUGAAGCGAAAAACAAGGGAAAGUCUAAGACUAAAGUUGCGGAGGUAGAGGAAGAGGACGAGGAUUAAAAAUCAAGACGAAUGCUAGGUAAAAUAAAAAUAAAUGUUGUUAAGGAAAACAAAUCUAAUGAAGAUUUACUGAUAUUUAUAUAUUCGGGUUCAGUUCAAUCUAAUAGAGUGCUGAGUUCCUUCUCUUGUUAGUGCAAUAAUAAAUUAUGUUACAGUUUGUAAUCUUCUGCUGAACAUAAGAUGUGCCUACUUUUUAAUCAUUUAUGGAGUUUUCUAUUGUUCUAUUAGAUCAUUUUCAUUUCCUCUUUCAAAUAUGUGGAAGGAGAUGGAUUAUUG